Molecule: messenger RNA, 6084 nt
Organism: Parus major (Great Tit)
Lineage: Eukaryota; Metazoa; Chordata; Aves; Passeriformes; Paridae
Gene: ZNF608
Product: zinc finger protein 608
Exons: 10
Coding region: 1-3966 (1321 amino acids)
Biological process (GO): regulation of transcription by RNA polymerase II
Cellular component (GO): nucleus
Source: RefSeq, a predicted model, not a curated record
AUGGGAGCUAUCGGCAGAGACCAGGGCUCCGCCGCUGUGCUUCGUGGAGAUGCAGGAUGCUUUUUGUGCUGUGGGCUUCCGUGGCACUGUAGCCUAGAGGCCCCAGAAGCUGCUGUAGCAGCUGGGAGGAAGGAGCCAGCAGACAGGCAGUGCCUCUUGUCUUCCUGGAAGGAGGAUGCUGGGAGGAGGGAAAUGCACCUUGUGAUGAGAAUGAUAAAUUGCCCUAAUCCGGUCUUCACAAUGGCUGUGGUUAAAGAGUCAGAGCCAUUUGAUUGGAUUCAGUGGCUGCCUGGAAUGUGGGAGCACCAUUAUAGUAAGCUUGUCUGUUGUUUUCAGGUUGAUCCCCUGUUUACAGUGCCUGCACCUCCACCUCCGAUUUCCAGCAGUAUCACACCUCAGAUUCUGCCUUCCUACUUUUCCCCAUCUUCAUCCAAUAUUGCAGCACCAGUCGAGCAGCUUUUGGUACGGACACGUUCAGUGGGGGUAAAUACUUGCGAGGUUGGAGUAGUAACAGAACCCGAAUGCCUUGGACCCUGUGAGCCUGGGACCAGCGUGAACUUGGAAGGAAUUGUGUGGCAUGAAACUGAAGAAGGUGUCCUGGUGGUAAACGUUACAUGGAGGAACAAGACUUACGUGGGAACACUGUUGGACUGCACAAAGCAUGACUGGGCCCCUCCUAGGUUUUGUGAAUCGCCAACAAGUGACCUGGAAAUGCGCGGAGGACGGGGCAGGGGAAAGCGGGCAAGGUCUGCUGCAGCUGCGGCUGUGCCUGGGAAUGAUGCGAGUUUUGCAGAGUCCAGAGGACUUCAGAAUAAAAAUCGAGGCGGUGCCAAUGGGAAGGGGAGGAGGGGCAGCCUUAACUCAAGUGGGCGUAGAACACCCCCAAACUGCGCCAUGGAUGAAGUCAAAGCCAGCCCCUCGUCCACAAACAAGAGGAAAACUAAGCCUCCUAUGGAGCUGGAUUUGAACUCCAGUUCAGAGGACAAUAAGUCUGGAAAACGCAUUCGUACUAACUCUAGAAGCACUCCCACCACCCCACAGGGGAAACCUGAGACUACUUUUUUGGACCAAGGCUGCUCUUCUCCAGUGCUGAUUGACUGUCCUCACCCCAACUGCAACAAGAAGUACAAGCACAUUAAUGGAUUACGUUACCAUCAGGCUCAUGCACACUUAGACCCAGAAAACAAACUGGAGUUUGAACCUGACAGUGAAGACAAAAUUUCAGACUGCGAGGAAGCACUGAGUAAUGUGGCACUUGAAUGCAGUGAGCAAAGCACAAACUUGCCAGGCUUUGAUCCACUAAAAGCACCGACAUCUCCUUCCUCCAUUGCUACCCCAGGGACCCCCAAGGGAAAGAGAGAACUGACCAGCAAUGGCCCUGGUUCAGUUAUCAGUUCCAAAACUGGCAAGAAUUCUGGCAAAAAGAAGGGUAUGAACAGUGAAUUGAACAGCCUGCCAGUAAUUUCUAACAUGGCAGCCACGCUGGAUAAUUGCUCAGUAGCAGAUGGCAAUUUGCAAACCGAGAUGCCGAAAUUGGAGGCUGAAGGGUUAAUCGACAAGAAGAGUUUGGGUGAUAAAGGCAAGAAAUCGAACAAUUGCAAAGUGGAUAAAAACCUUUCCAAGCUGAAAACAGCCAGGCCCAUUGCCCCAGCGCCAGCACCAACUCCUCCCCAGUUAAUAGCUAUACCUACUACAGCCUUUACAACCACCACUACAGGGACAAUACCGGGACUGCCCUCUCUAACAACUACUAUUGUUCAGGCUACACCAAAGAGCCCUCCACUGAAACCCAUUCAACCAAAGCCCACAAUUAUGGGAGAGCCAAGCACUGUAAACCCAGCUCUCACAUCACUCAAAGACAAAAAGAAAAAGGAGAAGCGAAAGCUGAAGGACAAAGAAAGCAAAGAGACAGGCAGCCCCAAGAUGGAUUCUAAGCUGGGGAAGCUGGAGGAUUCAAAAGGGUCUGGAAAAGACUUAUCUGGACAUUUUUUAAAGGACCAUCUCAACAAGAAUGAAGUGCUAGCUAAUGGACUGUCAGAGUCUCAAGAGAGCAGGAUGGCAAGUAUUAAGGCUGAAGCUGAUAAAGUUUACACAUUCACAGACAAUGCGCCCAGCCCUUCCAUAGGGAGUGCCUCCAGGAUGGAAUGCAGCACUUUGGUGAAUGGACAAUCUGCCAUGGCCCCACUGCACGUGUUGACACAGAAUGGCGCAGACAGCACGGCCGCUAAAACCAACAGCCCUGCUUACUCAGAUAUUUCUGAUGCAGCUGAUGAUGGUGGCUCUGACAGCAGGUCAGAGGGCAUGAGGUCAAAGGCCAGCUCUCCAUCAGAUAUUAUUUCUAAUAAAGAUGGUGUUGUUAAAGGACAUUCUUCAACCACAGCACAAUCAGCUCAAGCAAAAGAGUCUCAUUCUCCCUAUUACCAUGGCUACGAUCCUUAUUAUUCCCCGAGUUACUUGCACUCUGGACAGGUCAGUGCCCCAGCAGCUGGGAACAGCAGUACCCCACAGGGGAUGAAAAUUAAAAAAGAGGCUGAGGAAGAGUCUGAAAAGAAAGAGAAGGCAGAAUCAUCAGAUGCCAAGAAAAGCGAAAGCACUUCCUCUAAUUUGCAGCCACAACAUCAGUCAGUUAUAACUCAAAGACAUCCUGCACUUGCUCAGUCACUUUAUUAUGGACAGUAUGCCUAUGGGCUCUAUAUGGACCAAAAGUCCUUAAUGGCCUCCAACCCUGCUUACAGGCAGCAGUAUGAAAAAUACUAUGAGGACCAGAGACUAGCAGAACAGAAAAUGUCACAAAGUGGGAGGGACUGUGAAAGGAAGAAUGACCCUCCCAUGAAGGAGAUUGGGAAGGAUGACAGCAAACAGAAGAAUAUUCCAUCUGCCACUAUUUCAAAGGCCCCUUCAACUCCAGAGUCCAGCAAAAAUAAUACUAAAAUAGGAUCAUCGGUUCCUAGCAAAGGUGAGGAGACAAGCAAAUCACAGAUCCUUUCCAAUCACCAGCAGCAGCUUCAGUCUGACACUUUCAAAGCCAAACAAAUGGAAAACCACCAGCUUAUAAAGGAGGCUGUGGAGAUGAAAUCUGUUAUGGACUCGAUGAAGCAAACAGGAGUAGAUCCAACCACAAGAUUUAAACAGGAUCCAGAUUCACGAACAUGGCAUCAUUAUGUCUAUCAGCCCAAAUACCUUGAUCAGCAAAAAUCAGAAGAACUUGAUCGUGAGAAAAAGUUAAAAGAAGACAGCCCUAGAAAAACACCUAACAAGGAAAGUUCCCUGCCUAACCUUCCUGUCUCAUUAGCAAGCAUUAAAGAGGAGCCUAAAGAGGUCAAGCGUUCUGAUUCUCAAUCAGUGGAUGAGAGCAAGAUAAAAAACGAUGAUCAAAAGACUCCUGUAAAUUGGAAGGACUCUCGGGGUGGUAGAGUAGCAGUUUCCUCACCAAUGAGUCAGCAUCAGUCAUACAUCCAGUACUUGCAUGCUUAUCCGUAUCCGCAGAUGUACGAUCCCAACCAUCCGGCCUAUCGCGCAGUCUCUCCAGUCCUAAUGCACAGCUAUCCUGGGGCCUAUCUCUCUCCAGGAUUUCAUUAUCCAGUUUAUGGGAAGAUGUCAGGGAGAGAAGAGGCAGAGAAGGUCAAUACCAGCCCAAGCAUCAAUGCAAAAUCAACCACUGAGUCCAAAGCACUGGAUUUGCUCCAGCAGCAUGCCAACCAAUACCGCAGCAAGUCACCUGUUCCUGUGGAAAAAUCACCAGCUGAGCGUGAACGGGAAGCAGAAAGGGAACGGGACCGCCAUUCUCCUUUCAGCCAGCGGCAUCUCCAUACACACCACCAUACACAUGUUGGAAUGGGCUACCCCCUUAUACCUGGACAGUAUGACCCAUUUCAAGGAUUGACCUCUGCUGCCCUUGUUGCCACUCAGCAGGUGGCUGCACAGGCAUCUGCAUCUGGUAUGUUUCCUGCACAAAGAAGAGAAUGAUGAAUUUGGGGAUGAACAUUGUCAUGUGACUGGUUCACAUGAGGAAGCGCUUUAUUACAGACAUCAGUUCCAUGGUGUUAAUUUGAAAUGCCUUAAUGGCAGGCAAAAACCAGUCAUUUCAUUUUUGUAAAUUGCAGAUUUUAUCACAGAGUAACAAAUGUUGCUGUAAUUAGACUUCUGUUUUUAUAUAUAUAUAUAUAUGCGUAUAUAUAUAUAUACAUAUAUAUAUAAAAAUAUAUAUAUAUUCUUUACUUUUUUUGUAUCAGUACCAAGGCUCGCACACAGGGUCUGCUGCUAAGUUGCGAACCACACACUAAAUGGAGAUAUGUAUUUGUCAUGUUUAGAAGGCGUUAACCGCAAAAGGCUGUUUGUUUCUUUUUUCUUCUUCUUCUUCCUUUCCUUUUUCUUCUCUCUUUUUUCCUUUCCAAUUGUAAAUAAAUAAUGUUAUGUAUCAGUGUGCCUGAACCUUGCAUACCCUUCUGGUAUUUCCCACAAGCUCUCAGAGAGGCUAACUGUGAUGACACUUUGGUACAAUGUAGAUGUCUAUUUGGUGGUUCCUAUUAAGAUGCAUCAGUGUAAAAUGUUACUGUAUUCACUGUUUCAUUGUAAUUGUGUAUUGUGAAAAAUAUACCUUUGGAAGGCAUGGGGAUUCUAGUACCACAAAAACUGUGUUGUAUAUAAUGUAUAGAUUUUAAAUGGAGAUAAUGAGCAUCUGUGAAUAAUGAAAUGUCUUUUUUGAUAAUCUUGAAUGGCAGAUAUCCUAAUAGCCUGCAUAUGAGAAGACAUCUGUGAUUGUUCUAUUACUUGAAUAGUCCUGCAGUCUUUUUUUUAAUGUUUACAAUUACCCAGAUUUAGAGGAGAGACUUUAAUGCCAUUACCUGUUUACUUGUUUUAUGCUGUAACCUAGUUUAUUUUAUGUAAAACCUAUAUCAAAUGCUUUCAUUUUUUUACUUGCCUUAAAUAAUUUGGCAAUCAGAAUAAUGAAAAAACUUUGAUUUUUUUUUUGUUCUGUUGGUUUUGUUUUUUUGGUUUUGUUUUUUUUAUUAUUAUUAUUAUUUCUGGGUGUUCUUGAGCCACUUUGAAAGAUGUGUCAUAGCUGUAGAUAGCAGAGGGUGCAGCAAUGGCACAGCUCCUAGUCAUGCUCCUGCUGGGCCUGUGCCAUUGUCCUCUCCCAGCAGGCAGUGCAGGGUCCAAGCCAGAUGGGAGAUGGACCCCUUUCUGUUGACCCUGAUAGGCUCAAAAAGCCCAUGGUAACACUUUGGAUGGUAUUAGUGGAACUGAAGUCUCUAAUACCUGUUUUAGAGCAGCUCUGUAUGCUAUAAAUUAUAGGCAAAUUUUUUCAUAUUAUAUCUGUAUUACCCUUCCCCCAAAAAAUGAAUGGACGCCUAAAAACAGAGGACCUGUCAAUUAGAAAAAAACUUCCUUUGCUGUGUCUAACCUGCAUUACCACAAGAUAAGUAUUUUACUAGGCUAUACCACCUGUUUGGUUACAAUGCAGUUAACAUAGUACACAGUAACAUGAAAUUGCUAAUUGUGGCAAGAAAAAAAAAAAAAUCACAUUUACUGGUCAGGUUUUUGAGGCUUUAACUUUUUUUCCUUUUCUGCAUAUACCGGUUACAUUGAUUGUCAAAACUGGUUCUUAAAGUUUUACUGUUUCUUUUUUGUUUGUGUUUGUUGGGGUUUUUUUUGACAGGGUGAAUUACUGCAAGUUAAAGAUUGUUCUUGAAGUUGGUUACGUUUCUUCUACCUUGUGAAUACUUAAUACAGAAGGAUGAAUUAAAGAUUCCCAACAGACAAGCACACUUGGACUUUUAUAUUACUACGAUGAAUCUGCCAUUAAUAUUGCUAUAAUUGUUUUAUUUUUAUAGGCAUAAAAUCAGUUUCCUUAGUGAAUAGUUAUAAGGUUUAUUGAUUUUUACUACACAUCAUUCAUCUGUGGCUUACUAUUAUUGUCUUGUUCUGAACACAUUCAGAAGUCUCACAGUGGUGACAUACUACAAGUUAGCCUCAUAAAAAAUGGGAAGGAAGGGGUGUUUUCUUUGAAAAAGGGGAUAUUGUGAAUGCAGGGCUCUUGAAAUAAUAAAUGCCUUAUUACUUCUAUAGUAAAGGCUCAGAUGA